Pollicipes pollicipes is the source of this 933-nucleotide messenger RNA. RefSeq names its product galactose-specific lectin nattectin. NCBI's taxonomy places the organism in Eukaryota, Metazoa, Arthropoda, Thecostraca, Pollicipedomorpha, Pollicipedidae. The transcript is spliced from 3 exons. Bases 43 to 291 code for a protein of 82 amino acids. The record is from RefSeq and is a predicted model, not a curated record.
CCGAGCGGCGGCCGCCACCCGUCGGACCCUCGGAGCGACGUCAUGAAUACGCUCCUGCUUGCCGUGCUGCUGCCGGCCACGGCUGUCCUCCUGGUGGCAGGCUCGCCGUGUCCUGCCGACUGGCGUCAGAGUGGCUCCUGGUGUUACCUCAGCAACUCCUCCAGUUCGAUGAGCUGGGCCGGAGCCAACGCCCUCUGCCAGGAGCAUGGCGGCGCCCUCGCCACCAUCAACAACCGCAGCAAACUGCUGGACGUCGUCGAUCUGCUGAGAGGUCAGUCGGUGAACCAUUGACACAGCGGUGACGCUAUGGUCUGCGGCGCUCGCACCUGAGCUCGCUCUUCUCGGACGUUACCAUGACUCUGUGUCAAUAACUGGUCAGGCAGCUGGCAAAGCGUGCAGUUACACAGCGGCUUAGUUCACCUGUCUAAGCUAUCACUUUAGCUUAGGGAGAUAACCCAGAGACUGUACCACAGCCACUUAAAAUCACGGCAUAUUUAGUUGUCCAGGUGUUGACCUCUCUUGGAACUUAGAUGAAAUGGGCGACGAGUUAAAUGUGAUGCUUUGCGCUUUAAGCUGCAUCUAGUACGAACUGCAAACUGCAAAACAAGCGAUCAUGCAAAACCACAAUGCAGUCGUCUUUUACCGAACGCCGUCGGCUGGGGAGUUGGAAUCGGAAGGUACGGUGCACAGCGUAUACGGCACGGCGCUUGUAAAUAUCACAAAAAUUGCGGCGUCACUCCACCUUCAGGCACUGUCAAUUACAAAGGCGAUUUCCAAGAGUUUGCUUUCCCGAAACUCGGCGCUUCUUGCUCCAAGGCGUGUACAGCUAUGGUAUCAAAGAGAUCAUUGGACCCUGACGAAAUUUAGUUUGCAAUUGGUCUGCAGUAUAGUUGCCUAAGCACCAAGCAAACUGGCCCUCAGGUAAAUCUAACC